AUGGCUACACCCCGAGUAACUGGGGACACCGGUAGCAGCCCGGAAGACAACAUCCAGGAAAUCAUCCACGCCUCGGCCAACCACGACAUACGGGCACUACAAAGGUAUAUCGACCAAUAUUCCUUUCCGGACUGCAAAGUUGUCGACGUCCAAGAUCCGCUCACCGGGUUCUCACCUCUACAUGCCGCGAUAUCCACCUGCGCUACAUAUGUCAAUGGAGGAUCUAGCCCUUCCUCUCACAGUGAAGAGAGCGGAACUCGAUUUCUCAAGUUCUUGCUCGAGAACGGCGCGAUCUGGAACCAGCUAGACAAGAACGAUGAGACUCCAGGCUGCGUUGCCUACCGUUUGGGCUUGCACGAUCUCUACCAAAUCAUGGUUGAUGCAGGAGUCCGUGCCGAGAUGGUUCUCAACCGCCUGGAAGGGUACGAGAGAUUGCGUGACGACGAAGACGGCGAAGAAAUUGACGGAGCCGAAGAGUCGCAGGGUCAGGACAGCUCGGAGGCGAACGCUUCGCAGGAACAUGUCACUAGCUCUGUCUACCUCUCUUCAGCGCUAUCACUCGGCGACAAUAGACUCUUGGAUGAACAACAAAACGGUGUCAUGAUGGCCUGGGAAAGCGACAUUAUGCUUCAGUCAGCCAACGCCCUGCUAGCAGAGCCAGGACUGAAGAUCUUGAACAUCGGUUUUGGAAUGGGCAUCAUCGACAACCACAUCCAAGCACAUGUCAACCGCCUGGCCAGUCACCAUAUUGUGGAAGCUCACCCAGAUGUCCUCGGUAGCAUGGAGAGGAAUGGAUGGAUGGAGAAGCCCAAUGUGGUCGUGCACAGAGGAAAAUGGCAGAACAUUCUUCCGCAGCUCAUCACAGAAGGCGAGACCUUCGACGCCAUCUACUUCGACACCUUCGCCGAGUCAUAUAGCGCCUUUCGCGACUUCUUCUCGGAGCAGGUGAUCGGCCUUCUGAAUCAGCACGGGCGGUGGUCUUUUUUCAAUGGGAUGGGUGCCGAUAGACAGAUUAGCUACGACGUGUACCAGAAGGUUGUCGAGUUUGAUUUGUAUGAAUCCGACUUCGACGUGGAGUGGGAGACCGUUGAGCUCCCCAAUCUCUCGCGGGAGUGGGAGGGCGUUCGCCGAAAAUACUGGAACAUCGACCGCUACCGACUACCAAUUUGCAAAUUUAUGGAUUGA
Molecule: messenger RNA, 1185 nt
Organism: Fonsecaea multimorphosa CBS 102226
Lineage: Eukaryota; Fungi; Ascomycota; Eurotiomycetes; Chaetothyriales; Herpotrichiellaceae
Exons: 1
Coding region: 1-1185 (394 amino acids)
Biological process (GO): peptidyl-arginine methylation
Cellular component (GO): nucleus; cytoplasm
Molecular function (GO): protein arginine N5-methyltransferase activity
Source: RefSeq, a predicted model, not a curated record